AUGGCUACUAGACAAGAUGAAGGAGACGCAAUAGAGCUAGUCUACAAGGCAUCAGUUGCGGGGUGCGUAUCUACCUUAAACAAAUUGAUCGAAACAAGCCCACUCAUUCUUAGAAAGUUUUCUUUGACUACUUUUACUGAAACUCCCUUGCAUGUAUCUGCUUUGCCCGGCCACCAUGACUUUACCAGAACCCUUCUCACUCAUAAUCCCAACCUCGCGAAGGAGUUGGACUCUUACAGACGCUCAUCUCUCCACUUGGCUUCUGCCGAGGGCCACGAGGAGAUCGUUCAAGUUUUGUUACAUGCAGAUCAUGCCGAUGUCUGCUUGUAUCAUGAUCAGGAUGGCAGAAUUCCGCUUCACUAUUCAGCCAUGAGAGGACGACUUGAGGUCCUCAAGAAGUUGAUACGAGCAAAGCCAGAGUCCAUAUUUGUUUCGGUUCUGAAUAGAUCAAGAGAAACGGCUUUGCACUUGUGUGUUAAAUAUAAUCAAUUGGAGUGCUUGAAACUGUUAGUCGAACAUGUGGGUGAACAAAAAUCAGAAUUCCUCAACUCAAAAGACACUGUUGGGGGCCGGACUAUCCUGCACCUAGCUUUGGUUCUGAAGCAAACUGAGGGUCUGAGAUCUUAUGUCUUGGAGCACAACUCAGGAGAUAGCAGAAAUCUUGAACUUCAAAAAAUUGUGAUCGGCCACAACGAUGACCACCACCAUCAGCAACCAUUGUCAUCUGUACCGCCAGGAACGACUGCUAAUGUUCUUGACAACAAUGCAGCGGAAAAAGUGUCAAAGGCAAGUUGGAGGACCAAGCUAAUGAAAUACCCAACUGAGGCUGGAAGAAACCCGUGGCAUGCUGAUUGUUGUGGCCGGCAUGAUCGCAACGAUGACUUUCCAAGCUGCAGUUAA
Messenger RNA from Rosa chinensis, 900 nucleotides. RefSeq names its product ankyrin repeat-containing protein BDA1. The transcript has 2 exons. Lineage: Eukaryota; Viridiplantae; Streptophyta; Magnoliopsida; Rosales; Rosaceae. Gene Ontology annotation, molecular function: protein binding. The record is from RefSeq and is a predicted model, not a curated record. The coding region runs from base 1 to 900 and encodes 299 amino acids.